AACACACGUUUCGAAGGCUCAUUCGAAGCGAAACCGGUUGGAAAUAUUGCGGCUGUCCGCAAUUAGUUCGGAACAUAGUGGCUACAAUAUGUCGUAUUCAGACUUAAUAUUUAAUAGCUCAGCAGACCUUAAUGUGUGAGUUUUUAUCGUUACGGCAUUACUUUGUCGGCAUUUACAGUGUGUUUGCUAGCUGACGUUGGGCUAGCCAUGAGCAGAAGCAGUCGACAAUCUCGGAUAAACUCAGCUCUGCUCGCCAUUUUCCUGCUUAUUUUGGGUAAGCUGUUGGUUGAAGCAACAUCUGAAAAUAACCCCUAUAGAAUCCUGGGUGUCAGGAGGAGUGCCACCCAUGCUGAAAUUAAAAGGGCAUACAAGAACCUUGCCAAAGAAUGGCAUCCAGAUAAGAACAAAGACCCUAUGGCUGAAGAAAUGUUCAUCAAGAUUACAAAGUCGUAUGAGAUUCUGUCAAACCAGGAGCGCAGGACUAAGUUUGAUCGCUACGGGCACAUGGAAGACAACCAGCACUUUACACAGUCGCAGCAUCAGGGCUACCGGAGCUUCCACAGUAACUUCUACUUUGAAGAAUCUUUUUUCCAGUUCCCCAGACAUUUUGCAGAUAGCAAGUACCUACUUCACCAUUCUCAGUUUAACAGUGAGGUGCUACCAGACAGCCACAAGAGGCCCUAUCUCAUCAAAGUGACCUCUGAAUGGUGCUUUGCAUGCAUCCACAUUGAGCCGGUGUGGAAGGAGGUGGUGCAAGAGCUGGAGCCACUGGGUGUGGGUAUUGGAAUUGUAAACCUUGGGUAUGAGCGUCCACUGGCGAACCAACUGGGUGCUUACCGUGCUCCCUCCAUCAUCGGGUUGAUGAAUGGCAGGGUGACAUUCUUCCAUCAGGCGGUGGUUCGAGAUCAUCUGCGGCAAUUUAUUGAAGAUCUUCUGCCCCAGAUGCUGGUUGAAAAGAUCACAAGCAGCAACUACCUGGCUUUUCUGAAUAGCUGGUAUGUGGAGAACAAACCAAGUAUUGUCUUGUUUGAUCAAGUUCCUGUUGUUCCAUUGUUAUACAAGUUAACAGCUUUUGCCUUCAGAAACUAUGUGCGUUUUGGCUUUGUGGACCAGGGUGGUACGCAUAGCGAUGAAAUAGUGAAGAAGUUCAACAUAAACACAUACGCCCCCACCAUGCUGUUGUUUAAGGAGGACACCGAGAAACCUGUUGACAUCAUCCAGGCCAGAGGAAUGAAACGACAGAUUAUGUGGGAAUUUGUCUCUAGCAACAAGUUCCUGAAAGUGCCACGGCUGGUCAACCAGCAGCUGUUUGAAGAGCUGUGUCCUGUCAAACGGAUCCACCAGCGGAGGAAGUACUGUGUGCUGCUGAUCACAGGUGAUGAUCAGGUUUUUCAUCCUGGUAAUAAAGCCUUCCUGGACUUUGCUUCAGCAAACACAAAAGACGUGCUACGGUUUGUAUACAUCAACCAACGCCAACAGCAGCCAUUCUGUCAGGCGCUAUGCCACAACCAGACUGCACAGUCUGCUCAGGUGGUGAUCCUCGAAAGGAAGAGCCAGACUGGUAAGGUCCUCUACCACUUUGUGAGUGGUGGCUGGAAUGGCAAUGAAGAAGAUAAGUACCACCUCCAUGAACACCUAGAGCUUCUGCAGAAAGACCCCAACUAUCUGAGCUCUGAUGCCACACUGCCAGACCUCAACAAUGAAAUGGCCCCUAUUUUUCUUGUUCAUUGGAUGAAUGUUGCCCAUGAUUAUAUCCUUCAAAUAUAUGAUGACCUUCUCUACUCCAACUGGCGAGAGAUGAUGCCCAUCCUGUUGUUGCUCUUUUCUGCACUCUUCAUUUUCUUCGGGACAGUCAUCAUCCAAGCCUUCAGCGAGCCAAAUGAAGGUGAAUUCCAGAAACCAAAGUCAAAGGAGCCACCACAAACUGAAGAGGAUGAUUUGCAUAAAGCCAGUACCUCAAGUCAUCUUCCUAAGAAGGACUUUGUGGAAGUGACGGAGCUGACAGAUGACUCAUACACCAGUAACCUGGUCAAGCUGAGACCCGGCCACAUCAAUAUAGUGCUGGUGCUCACCAGCACUUCCAAGAAUAUCCUACUCAAGAAAUUUGCCAAAGAGGUUUUCCCUUUCUCAAGGAGUCCGAACCACCAUUAUUCCUUCCUCAAUGUUGAUAAGCACCGCCACUGGAUGCCAUCUCUGCUUCGUUCAGCCUCUAGUCCAAAUGAUAGUGUUGUCCAGUCAGUUGAGUAUGAGGAGUCUUCAGACUACAUUGGUCAUGUUCUGGCCCUCAAUGGAUAUAAGAAAUACUUAUGUCUCUAUAGACCCGUCUUUACAGGAGAUGAUCCCAAUGAUGCCUCAAGCUCCAGUGACAACAGGAGAAGAUCCUGUUCCAGGUCCCACUCUAGAUCUAGUUCUAAUUCUAGUGAAGAUGAGACCGAUUUGAAGACAGGCUCUGGUAGACCUACUAUCAAAAACCUCUGCCACAAGCUGGACAGGCUGGGAAUCUGGAUGGAGAGGUUAAUGGAAGGCACUCUUCACAGAUUUUAUGUUCCUGCCUGGCCUGAUCUUCAUGAAAACAAUGACAACACAACACCUCCACAGAACUGAGGUGGAAUUUAGACAUACAGUGAUGGUGCCACCACAAUGCAACAAAGCAAUGUUGUAGCUUGGCGACGAUUAGUUGGAAUAAUUUUUGCACAGCUACGCUUCAUUACUGAACUUCUGCAACCUCUUAUCAGAAUGUUUUAUUUGUAAGUUAGUGAAUGACUGUUGAUGGCUUAGCAGAAGAUGCAACAGUGCCUUCAACAUUUUAUGUUACAGCCUUAUUCAAAAAUGGGGUAAAUACAUUUUUUCCCCUCACAAUUCUCACAACACACCAUAAGGACAACAUGAAAAGUUUUUUUGUUUUGU
This is a messenger RNA of Thalassophryne amazonica, 2907 nucleotides long. Its product is annotated as dnaJ homolog subfamily C member 16-like. Lineage: Eukaryota; Metazoa; Chordata; Actinopteri; Batrachoidiformes; Batrachoididae. The transcript is spliced from 15 exons. The coding region runs from base 208 to 2604 and encodes 798 amino acids. The record is from RefSeq and is a predicted model, not a curated record.